UAUGCCUUUUGACCAAAAUAAGAGGGCCUUAACCAGCUUCGAGCUAGAAGAAUUAGUUCUUAAUCUGGACCUAGACCAAUCAGAUAUCGGCGAUUUAUCGUCGGAGAGUGAGGAUGAAGUAGAUGUGGACUUGGAUUUGGUUAAUAUUAACCUUGAUCAUCAGGAUGGAUUAGAAAGUAUAGAGGAUAUGGAGAUUCUUCGGAUGACGAGCCUUUUGCCCAUUAUUUACCAGGCUAUGAAAAAACUUGGUCCCGUGUUCGGGAAUUUGAACCAUUCCAGUUUAACUUUAAAAACGAGAACAUUUCCACUGAAUUAAAUCAACCAAGUAUGUACCUAAGAAAAUACAUUUCUGAUACUUUCUUUGAACAAAUGGCACUUUUCA
Messenger RNA from Anthonomus grandis grandis, 382 nucleotides. RefSeq lists its product as uncharacterized. The transcript is spliced from 2 exons. The coding region runs from base 2 to 316 and encodes 104 amino acids. Lineage: Eukaryota; Metazoa; Arthropoda; Insecta; Coleoptera; Curculionidae. The record is from RefSeq and is a predicted model, not a curated record.